GCAAGGCAAGGAAGGGUGCUAGACAAUUUAGACCGGCGGUGUCGAAAUUAAAAAAUUCCGGAUAAGAUUCCAAAGAAAACUUAUUGUGCUUUAAAAAGUUCAUUUAAAAAUGAAUAAACUGGAAGAAAAAAUAAUAUCCGGUUUAAAUAGCAUAGGUUAUAAUGGACCUUUAUUAAAAAAACCCAAUUUUCCUUUGGCUAUAGAAAGUGGGCCGAAAAGUGUGGAAUAUACAGAACUUGUAAAUUUCCUUACAAAUGAAAUUAGAACUUUACAGGAUAUAGAUGAAGAAGUUAAUGCCAUUACUUCACCAGAAGAUGCUGUUGCUUUUAUCAUGGAAGUCACAUCAUUCUUAAAAGAAUUAAAUUGUCCAUAUAAAUCUCUUCUAGAAGGACAUGUAUCUGAAAGAUUACAAAAUGUAUCUGAUAGACUAUUGCUGCUAGAUUAUCUGAUUACAGAACUUAUGGGGGCCCGUAUUUUACAAGAAAAGAGGCCUACUAAAAAAAUUGAACUCAAACUUCAAGAAACUCCAGAAGGUAAAGACAUGAGGUUGAUUCUCCAAACUCUUCGUUUUCCUAAACCUCCUGCUAAUAUUUCUAUUUUAACAUUAUUUCAAAAAUUGGUCCCUACAAUUCCAAUUGUUUGUAAAUAAAGCCGGUAUGGAUAUAGUUGGAAAAGGCAUUUUUAAUGGAUAUUUAUCUGACAAACAGUGGGAAGUACUUAAUGGAGUCCAGGAAGAUCUACACUCAGAAUAUAAAAUUAGAAGAGAAAUGUUGCUUACCAGAUUGGAUGUUACCAUACAAUCAUUUCAGUGGUCAGACAGAACAAAGGGGAAAGAUGAUGUUUUUGAAAAACUUUAUCACGACAGACGUAAAUUAUUAAAAGUUGAGCCCGACGUAGACCUAGCUGAUUUACUAGCAGCAAGAACUGACAUUGCCAUUAUUGAGAAAACUAGUAGUUCUUCUGUAAGACGAAAUACUCGGUCGUCUUUAAACAGAAUUAUAAUCGGACAGGUACCAGACAGAGGUGGCAGAACUUCCGAAAUAGCUCCACCUCCUCCAGAAAUGCCCUCGUGGCAACAAAGGUCGGCUGGCCCAGGUGGUCGUGGAGGCGGUAAUAUGAACCGAGGUGGUGGUAAUUUUAACCGUGGAGGUGGUAAUUUCAAUCGAGGUGGCGGAAAUAAUUUCUCCCGCGGAGGGGGCGGAAAUAAUUAUUCUAGAAGUGACAGCUUUUCUGGAGGAGGUGGUGGAAAUUACCAAUCAGAAGGUGGAAAUUAUCAAUCGAAUAGAGGAGGCUUUCAGUCGGGCGGCGGCAGAGGUCGCUAUGAUGAUAACAAGGCUUUUGACAGCGCCGGUAGUUACAAUUCAUCAAGAGGAGGUGGUGGUGGAGGAGGAAGAAGUUACGACAGUUUUCAAGGUAAAUACGGCAAUUCUAGUUACGAUAGCAGAAUCUCAGGGGGAAAUCAAAGCUAUAGCAAAGACAGGCGGGAUAGUUAUAGCUCGCCCGAUUAUCAACAGUCAAAAAGAGCUAAAACUUAUGAUUCUUUUCAAGCCAAUAAAACAACGUACGCCGAUCAAUACGUUCAAGAGCGUCAGCAUAAUCAACAGUACUAUUCAAAGGAUGAUAGAGGUUAUGGUAACGAUAGAGGGCCUAGAGACGAUAGGCGAGAAUCUAGAGGUGGUCGUUCAAACUACCAUAGAGGAGGAAGAGGUAGCUACAGAUAAAAAAUAUUCAAUGACUGUAUAUUAUAUUAUGCCUCCGAUUAUAUACUUGUAAUUUUCAUGUUUAUUUGAAUUAAGGAUGAUUAUUUAUAAAAAAAAUUGAUAUAGUCAAAAAUUAUUUUUUUUUAUUCACUAGGUAAUUAUAUUUAUUAGUUUGCAUUAUAAUCGUUCUAUAAAAUAAUUUUAAAAAAAUUUACGAUAUUUACUUUAUAUGCUUUAAGAAUUUUUGUAAUGUUAAUUUAGUAAAUAAAAUCUCGAAGCAUUAAAAAAAGGACGAAAUGUUUGUGUUUGGUAUAAUCCCGUAAAAGAUAACUAAGUUUUCUGAAUUUAUAGAAAUUCUUAAAUGAUGUUUAUUUUACUGUACUGUAUUCUACUUUACUGUAACAAUU
This is a messenger RNA of Diabrotica balteata, 2107 nucleotides long. The record is from the annotation of a GenBank genome assembly. Lineage: Eukaryota; Metazoa; Arthropoda; Insecta; Coleoptera; Chrysomelidae.